Symbiodinium necroappetens is the source of this 1887-nucleotide messenger RNA. NCBI's taxonomy places the organism in Eukaryota, Dinophyceae, Suessiales, Symbiodiniaceae. The record is from the annotation of a GenBank genome assembly.
GACAUUUCUGUCGCCCAACAAGAGGAACUUUGGGCGCAGGCGACGAGUGGAAACACGGGGACCUCGCGCUCCGCGUGGAACGAGACGGCUGAAGAUGGGGACGAUAUUGGUCAGGCCGAGCCCGUGACCCACGAUGCAGGUGAGGACUCUGGCUGUGCCCCCCCACCCUUUCUUUCAGCUUGGGAUGAGAAUAUCUCCAUGGCCCAGCAGAUUGCGGACUGGAAUGCUGAGUUGUCAUCGACGUUGACGACACCAUUCUCGGAUCCGCCUAUCUGCUCCUCCCCUUCUAUGCCCUCUUCAACCUUCAUCGCUGAGCCGGAGGUGAUUGACUGGGUCGCGAGUGUCAUUGACCGCCGUCAUCUACGAGGCAUGGCUGGCAACUUCAUCCUCUUCGACGACUACGACCUCACCUUCCUCGCCACCGUGGUCAUCGACGUCCCUGACGCUUUCGCCGACUUCAAUUUCAUUACCUCCUUCCCCGUCUACGGCUACGACAACGGCCGUGCAACACGGAACUAUGCCAGACAGCUCGAAGCCUUAAAGGCUUACUUGAAGCCACGCCGCACUUUUGACGAUGGAAGCUUUGCUACCACUGAUACACAUGCUGGUUGCGUCCGGCAGCCAGGGAAGCCAUCGACGUCGACGCGCCUGGACGCUGCCCAUGGCGAUGCCCGCGCCUCGCCCGGCCACGCUGAGACCGCUAGCUGCGCAAGCACGUGGCGUGGGGCACACUCAGACUCCUGGGCACAGCCGGACUAUAGCUGGCAAGCGAACACCGACAACUGGCACCAAGCCUCCCAAUCGGGCAGCAGCAACGCCUGGAGCCAGGAAGCACAGUCAGUCGGCAACGCGUCCUGGAGCAAGCGCCCCUACUUAGGCGGCACCUCUUGGAGCAAGCAGCCACGUCGAGACGUCCACUCUUGGACGCAGAAGGCAAACACGAGUGGCGAGUCGUGGAACAUGCAGAAGGCAAACACGAGUGGCGAGUCUUGGAGCAAGCAGCCACGUCGGGACGGCCACUUUUGGACUCAGAAGGCAAACACGAGUGGCGAGUCGUGGAACAUGCAGAAGGCGAACACGAGUGGCGAACACGAGACCCCGUGGCAGCGGCUGCGGGCCGACUUCCAGGCGCAGUUGCGAGGACCGGGCCAGGAGGAGCCAGACGCCGAGGAUGUGUUUCCCAGUCUGGAGACGCGUGAUGAGGAUUGGUGGUUCUUGGCUCGAGAAUCCGGGAAAAUCGAUCCCGAGCGACCCUUGAGUUGCGCUGAGGUUGUGCAGGCGACGCUCCUCGAGCCCGACCCGGUCAAGCUCGAAGAGCGCGUGGAGAUGCUUCACGGAAUCGUGUGUCGCGCUCCCUCUUCCCUUCUCUACGAUCUUGCUGAAGCAUUCGGCCGAGCUGGCGUGGACAUCGGCAAGUGCGAGUCCUGGACAGACACAGGGUUCGCUUUCCUCCGUGCGAACGUCGAGACUGUUCGCCCGCCGGAUAUCUGGUGCGCGAAGUGGUACAAUUACACCUUCCUUCAUGGUACGACCUUGCUGAAAGCUGCCUACAUCCUGCACGAGAACAUGGUCCGGCCGUAUUCGUGGGGCGAUCAAGAUUAUCCCUCUUAUGCUUUCUAUGCUCGCGUCGUACAGUCCGAGCUUGAGCAAUGGGCCGUGAAGUCCCUCUGCAAGAAGAUCAUGACAAUCGGAAAGGGUCAGCAGGGCGCGCUGAUACUGGGUCUUAUGCGAUCACCGAUGCAACAUUCAAAGAUGCAAGCCGGGGGAACGACGGUGGAGCAACACGCCGCCCGCCACGCCUACAUUGUGCGUGGUGUGGAUGGACGCUUCGCCGUCCGCAGCGACUACGCGGUUCCCACGGCCGUCAUCGUGUGUUGGCCCGAGUGA